Saccostrea cuccullata (small rock oyster) is the source of this 3302-nucleotide messenger RNA. RefSeq lists its product as uncharacterized. Gene Ontology annotation, biological process: lipoprotein metabolic process; lipid transport. Gene Ontology annotation, molecular function: lipid binding. Gene Ontology annotation, cellular component: extracellular region; membrane. The record is from RefSeq and is a predicted model, not a curated record. Bases 2 to 3274 code for a protein of 1090 amino acids. The transcript is spliced from 5 exons. NCBI's taxonomy places the organism in Eukaryota, Metazoa, Mollusca, Bivalvia, Ostreida, Ostreidae.
AAUGAGUAUUCAGGUUUGCUCACUUGACCAACUAAAGGAGCAUUGCAAUCUAUCUUCUCAUAACCAUAACAACGAUGAACUUUACACAAUUGCUGGUAGUCUUACAUCCACAAAGAUGACAAAAAGCAAAUGCCGUCAACAUGUUGCAGAAUUUGAGGAGAAACAUUUGUUUUAUUUUAGUUUAUUCAAGCCCAAAGUUGAUGAUGCCUCAAAAACAUGGAUGACGAGAGUUAAAGAAGAUAUUAGAAACGUUAAGCGAAGUGGAUUUGCUCCUACAUUGCGAGAAAUUUACGCGGUGUGCGAAAUCAUCAACACCAUCAUAUUUCUGUUGUUCGAAGGACACGAUAACACAAUAAAAGCGUGGAAAAUUCAGCCUGUAAUUCGUGAAAACGAAACUGAAAAACAGCCGCUUAUAUUGCUUUUUAUAUCACAUACAGAGGGACUUUGUUUCCAACGCAUAGAAGUAAACGUUGACUAUUUAGAUGGAUUGGAUAUUGAAACAAUCAACGCAAAUCAUGCCGAAUGUCUUGAUAAAAGAUUUCGAAAUGAUUUCAAAGAUCUUCAGGGAAACUUCAAGCUUCGUGGACAAGACAAUUUUACCUCUUCAAUAGAAUUGACAGAAGAACAGAUCACACCAAAAACAAAUGUAUUUUCUCUAUGUAGCCAAAUUAUUUACGGAAACAAGGUUUAUGCCCAAGCUGUCAAGGAAUGUGUAAAAAUGCAUAUGGAGCAGGAAGAUUUUCGCGACGUUUACAUGCAUUUUGUUGACGUCAAAUCAUACGUCUCAGAAGAUGAGUACAAUGGUAUGGAAUCUAUUUCUGAUUCGAAGAGGAAAGAAAAGUUUCGCUCAAAAUUAAUGAAAAAGGCUUUCGAAAAGCAUUUGAAAAGGUGGCAGUAUUUUACUAUUGAAGAAUUUUUCGCAAUUGCAAGUGUCUUCAACAUAGAGGUCUUUGUAAUGCCUGUUCAAACGGAAGGAACUCUUUCAGAAAAUGAUACCAAGGGGACUAAGUUUUUCCUCCCUAUAUGCGGAAGUUAUUUGUUUACAUUUAAGACGCCAUUGGUUUUCCAAAAACGUUAUGACGAAUCAUAUAAAGCAAUCCUAGUUGACCAGGAAUGUCUUUGUCUCACAAGUGUACCAGAAGUGUUUGGCAACUUCCCAAUUGUGAAUGAUGAGAUUGAUCUAAGGAGAGUAAAGAAACUUGAUAUCAAAUCAUGUUGUCCAAGCCUUGGUAGACAUGGUCGUCACAGACAUUUUGAGCAUCUUUGGAAUCAUGAUGAACCAGAGGGAAAAAUAAUGCAAGAAAGCAGAAUUAGUAAAUAUUUUACUCCGAUGAAUAAGCAUAUAGAAAUAAUUCAUGAAAUAAUGGCUGAAGAAGGAAAAACAAUAGAUGCUAUCAACGGAGGGAAAGGCACUCUUCAAAUGUGUAUAAGUAAGGAAAUAUAUGACGAAGAGGAUGCAAGGAUACCUGUCAGUCUUCCAGUUGAUGAUGUACAGAAAUCAUUUGAGAAUGUUGCCGACUGGACAGGAAUUCCUGUGUACGUGUUUUCAUAUUCUGAAAAAGUUUUUCAAUGGGUGUCCAUUUCUCCAAAGAAAUGCAACCCAACAAGGCGUUCCAAAUGCCGAUAUUACAUGACCAUACUGUACAAUCGAGAGAGUGGAUAUUUCGAUAGAAUUGUUCCAAAAAAUGGGUGUAAUUGUCUUCAGGUUCACCCAUAUGUUGCAUCAUUGCAAACCGAAUUAAUCGAAGUGGGCAACUGCACGGUGCCUUCGAAAAAGUGUCAUUGGUCACUUCUGACAUUUCUGCCAGAGAAACCCAAAGAUGAAAUGUUUACUGAUGACACUCUGCAUGAAAUGAGGGUCAUACCGAUGUACUCCGAGAUUCUUCUUAUCAUGGAAAGAAAGGACAUGCAAGAUCGUUUCCUAGAUAAAAUGUCGGAUUAUGCGUAUUCUCUUUAUCGCUGCAUCAGCAAAGAAAUUUUUGGAAACGAAGAGCAAUUUAGAAUGAUAAUGAAAGAAACAGUAAAGGAGAUCAAAGAAAAUCCGGGUAUCUUUGGUCAUCUGCUGAUGACUGAAAAGGAAAUCUCUGAUUCGGAUUUUUUAGAAAAUUUUAGAUAUCGAAAGCAUCGAACAUUUGAUUUUUUCCGAUCUCAUAAGAAAGUGGUCGAAGAGAGUGCACAUUUUUUUGCUGACCGCAUAGAAGACGGAAUGAAUUUGGGUGAUUUAGAACUGUUCGCAGUUGCAACUCUUUUCCAAGUUCCAAUUUAUGUGCUCAUUGCUGAAAUAAAUGAAAAUAAAGUGGAAACAAAAUGGGUGUCAUUUACACAGAUAUGGAGAAAAAGGCAGCCCAGUGAUUUUGCUGCCAGAAUUCAAUAUUUUGCAGGUAAAGAAGAUCACAAAUGUGAAUUUGACCCGUCGAGUGGAUCCAAAUACUAUGUGACUCUUUACCGCACAUUUUCAGGGGAUUAUCAUAGAAUUGUACCAAAAGAUCAAGUGUGCAACUGCCUGAAAGAGCCACCCCAGAAUAUCUUGGAAGAACAUAAGCAUCAUGGACAGCCAGAUUUCAGAAUUUACUUUGAAAUGCACAAUAUAAAGAGCAAAUUGACGAUAGCAAAACUGCAACUGGACAACUGGGUGAGAUGCAACAUGGCACUUGAAAUAUUUUGCACCGAAAUCAUAGACGUAUUAGAGGGGCGUAGACAAAACGUGAACAUUUCCAACAUCGUGGGAUCCUCCGUAGGACUCGUUGGAUCAGCUUUAGCAAUUGGGGGAUUAAUAGCAGCACCAUUCACUGCAGGGGUUUCUCUUGGUUUAAUAGUUGCAGGUGGCGUUAUUGGAACACUUGGUAGUUUUACUGUCAUGGGAUCCAAAGUCACCGAGUUCAUUUUAAGUAAGGAUGCAAUAUCAAUGCUUGAGAGAUAUCAGAUGAAUUUGCGAGAAAGGUCUCGAUGCAUGGAAAAUUCUCUCUCAGAUCUCCAACAAGAAAUGACAAGAACAUUUCUUAUUCAUGGCGGAUUGCCAGUUAUCAUAGGGCACGUGAUUUUACGAGCAGUCACCAUUGCUAAUUCAGUUUUACCUCCAUUGUCCGUCAUACUUGAUGUAGGCGUACUUGCAUACACUAUUUCAAACAUGAAAGAAGGAUCAAAAACAAACGUCACUGAACGCCUACGCAAAGUCCGAUCCGUUCUUAGAACUACAAGGAUUCAGAUGUUUACUUGGGGGUACGGAAAUCAGAAAAAUUACAUGGAAGCCAUGAAAAAUUUAAAAUUCAAUUAGAAAUAUUUUGUUAAAUGUGUUUGGUUGA